AUGCUCCGCGAGGGCAAGGUGCUCCGCCACGGUACGUGCAUCUCGUCGCUCGCCGAGAUCCCAUACUUCGACCCGUCGUGGCCGAGCCGUCGCCAGGCGCUCGGGCUCGACGAGCCCGACGAUUUUGAGUACCGCGCUCAGCGCGACGCGUACUAGCGGGCGCGCUCUGCUCGACGCAGAAGGGAGUGAAAUGCAGUGCGAGUCUGCUACGGCGGCGCUUGACCGGGUCGGCG
Molecule: messenger RNA, 233 nt
Organism: Rhodotorula graminis WP1
Lineage: Eukaryota; Fungi; Basidiomycota; Microbotryomycetes; Sporidiobolales; Sporidiobolaceae
Exons: 2
Coding region: 1-156 (51 amino acids)
Source: RefSeq, a predicted model, not a curated record